This is a messenger RNA of Heterobasidion irregulare TC 32-1, 3471 nucleotides long. RefSeq lists its product as uncharacterized. The transcript is spliced from 9 exons. The record is from RefSeq and is a predicted model, not a curated record. Lineage: Eukaryota; Fungi; Basidiomycota; Agaricomycetes; Russulales; Bondarzewiaceae. The coding region runs from base 1 to 3471 and encodes 1156 amino acids.
AUGGCCCAACUCCUCAACCCUCCUUCUAUACCGGGUGCCCGCAUCUCCCAGCUCCUCCCCACUGUGAAAUGCUCCACCUGCGGAUCCCCUGUGCCCCUCGACCAGCUCGGCGAUCACGUCUGCCCGCCCACGCCCCCCGUUCCUACCGUACGCAGCCCUCCCGCUAGCAAACCACCCGCAGUUCGGCCUCUACGCAUCCAAAAUCUCGUGUCCUCCACACGCUCACACAGCCCCUCCAGCAGCAGCUCCUCGGGCUCCUCACGCGCCUCGGCCGUCUCGCGUUCUUCCUAUGCCUCCACUGCCUCGGCUGCCACCGUCACCUCCAACUCACGACGAACAGACCGCCCACGACCCGCACAAACACCUCCGCCUACCCACCCCCCGCCACGAAUCCCUUCUCCCCAAUCGCAAACUCUGCUCCACAGAGGGCCUUCCCCCCUCGGCUCGCCCCUCAGCCCGAACAGACCCGCCGCUGUGCCAGAGCGCGCUGUUUCGCCCGCGUCGACAGUACGGAGCUCCCGCAGUGAUGGACGCGGAGCCCCGACCGAGCCGCCAGCGCGCACCCCGUCUGCUGCAUCCUAUCGCCCUCCUGUUGCGCCGGCCACGUCGCCUGGGAUUCCGCCAAAUUUGGCUGCGGGUCGUGGACCUUCGACUGCACCCCCACAUCUCCAGCUGCGCGCGAGGGCGCCUUCCAACGCGUCUUCCAUUCGCUCCCGCAACGAUGAUCAACCAUCACCGCAGGCACCAUAUCGUCGACCGUCCGUGACGCAGCCCGAAGUCUCGCAAGCAGCCUACCGUCGCCCUUCUACCGAUGGGAAUGCAGCUCCCACACGAAGCGCAGCCCUCCCACUGUCGCCGUAUUCCCCCACGGGGCCCCCAUUGAGCCCGUACUCCCCUCGGCCUCCACCGUCGCCGACCCCAAGUCAGUUUUCUGCCAUGCACAUGGACAUGGGACCCGAGAUCGACACCAAGAGCGGUGGAGAGGCUGGCAUGGCGGGUGUCGGACGGCGGGGGUUUGCGGCGGCAGCGCGGGCGGCAAUGUUCGCCAACGCAGCGUUUGGUGCGCCGGCGAGCCCCGGACCAGGGCCGGGAGGGACGUGGAUGCAGGCGCCGCCGCCGCAGGGGAUGGACGGGCGGCGGGCGAACGCACCCAAAUGGCUCGAUAUAGGCAGCGCAGAUCCCACCGUCGCCGCACCCGCCGCCUCGCCGUCGCCGGUCCACGAUCCCACCCGCGACAGCAACGCCACCAUCACCGGGCGGCCUGACGGCUACUCCCCGUCCUCCAUCCCCUUCCCGAUCAAGCCGCCGCCUCCGGCCCCCUUCAUGGGCUCCGGCGAGCCCAUGACACCAACCACGCCGAACACUCCGCGGCUCCCCUUCUUCGAGAAGUACCGCAACAAGUUCCCCGCUGCGGACGUGGGCCCAGACGCCGUCGCCGUCAUGGUCGGCAAGGACGAGGACGAGGACGAGGCCGACACGGAGGAUGUCGGCGAGCUUGCUCCCAUCUCAAUCCCGCUCAGUCCCACCGACGAUGGGUCUGAGUACGGUGGGCUCGCUUAUCGCACCGAAAGCGAGAGCGAGUACGAGGCAGACCAGCCUGCGCCUCAGCCGAGCGCGAGCAAGCGCCGGCCGUCGGCUAGCUCGGCAUCCUCGUCGGCGUACUCUGGGCGAUCGUACGGCGGCGCGAAACGCGUCUCGGGAACCACCGCGACGGGCGGGGUCGACAUUUCGAUGGACGCGCUGCUGCGCUCUCCCGCGAGCAGCGAGGCCGCGUCGCUCCCCCGCUCGCCGGCGUCCGUCUCCGCGUCUCCGCGCACGCGUCCGCUCAAGCUUCCUACGCGCUCGCAUACGACGCCGAGUCAGCGUGAUAGCACUCGCAGUUUGGGCCUCGGGGGCCCAACAGGCUCGGGACGGCGCGGAGGCACAAUUUCGGGCGCGCUGAACGGCGCCGCCCGGGAGAAGGAGAAAGAAAAAGAGAAAGAAAGGGAGCGGGAGGAAGAGCGGGAGCGGGAGCGGAACGUGAGUGUCACGUCCGCGAGUGAGGCGGGGAGCGUGAGGAGCCGAGUGCGGGAGUGUGUGAAGUGCGGAAGGAAAAUCGAGGAUGGUCGGUGGAUACGGGUGGAGAGCGGCAAGGGCGUGCUGUGCGAUCGGUGCUGGAAGAAUAUGUAUCUGCCCAAGUGCCGCCGGUGUAAUUUACCAAUCGAAAAGCAAGCGGUGUCGUCCUCCGACGGUCAGCUCAAGGGCAAGUACCAUCGCGAGUGCUUCAACUGUCAUACCUGCCACAAACCGUUUCCGGAUAAAUCGUUCUAUGUCUGGGACGGCAAGCCGUUCUGCGCAUAUCACUACCAUGAAGCCAACAAUUCGCUCUGCGCGCUUCCGGAAUGUGGGCAGCCGAUUGAGGGCCCGUGCGCCGUGUCACACAACGGGAGCCAAUUCCACCCUGAGCACCUGAUGUGCGAGUACGAGAGCGAUGCAGAAGAUUCGGACGAGGAUUCGGACGAGGAAACAGAGUCGGAUGAUGAUUCUGACGGUCCUGUCGUCUCCGCCACUCAAAAGAAGGUCCGGAUGCAGGACUCGCGAAGUAAGGGGCGCUGCACGGUGCGCCUCGUUGAGUACUGGGAGGUGGAGGGCCGGAUGUUGUGUGAGCAACAUAUGCGGCGUGUCGUGAUCGAACAAGAUCAGGAUAGCAUGAGCAGCGUCAGCGGGUCUACGUCCAGCCGCACACGGGCCCGGCGUGGUGCACGAAGGGCGAUGAAGCGGAUGACAGUGUUCAUCGAUCUGGCUGGGACGGGAAGCGAUUCGUUGCGCUCCUUGCCUCACCGUCUUUCACCCUCUCCGCGUAACGCGGUUGCGCCGAGUGGGACUAAGCGCAGCACUCCUCGCCCCCACUUACCUUGCAUAUCUUUUGGUCCCGAGAGGACACUGCACAAACUUCACAGAUCUAGACCUAUCCCGAAGUGCGCGUGCCCGCGGGGCACCCUCCAUUUUGCACUCCUUCCAACCCCUAUGCCUAUCACGCACAUCCUAAUUGUUCUUGUCCAUCCUCACGUCCCUCCAAUUACCACACUAUCAGUCGCUAUUGACCGUUCACCCAUUCAUGCGCACACCACCCACACCCACUUCGUAUUCUUGGAUGCCGACAUGGACUCAUACGCGCGCGCGAGGGAGACAGACGCGGAAGUAACGGGGAACGAAAGAACGAGAGAAGAAGAAACGACGCGUGGUGACAUACUGCGGCGACGAGGCGCUGCCCGACGUGGGCUCCUGUAUUUCUUUCGUUCUUUCAUCUCAUGGACGGAGUUGUGUGCAGCCCCGCACUUUUUACUGGACCCUGGCUCAUCAUCCUACUCUUCUGCACAAGGUAUAAUCGGAGGCUCGAAGGCCAGCUCGGGCUCUCCCGACUACAAUUUGAUCCUUACUAGUUGCUGCUCGUACCUUCUCUACACAACUUUGCUUGCCUUCGGCUUGUAA